Girardinichthys multiradiatus is the source of this 378-nucleotide messenger RNA. Its product is annotated as protein phosphatase 1 regulatory subunit 12B-like. The transcript has 3 exons. The record is from RefSeq and is a predicted model, not a curated record. The coding region runs from base 40 to 378 and encodes 112 amino acids. Gene Ontology annotation, cellular component: A band; cytoplasm; Z disc. Gene Ontology annotation, molecular function: enzyme inhibitor activity; phosphatase regulator activity. NCBI's taxonomy places the organism in Eukaryota, Metazoa, Chordata, Actinopteri, Cyprinodontiformes, Goodeidae.
CAUCUCUGUGCCUUACUCUCUGACCUUCCAGAAGGAACCAUGGAAGCUUUUGUUCCCAGGUCGUAUCUGGCUCCGGUCAAGGAUGAAGAAGCCGAAUCUCAGAGGAAGGCAAAAUCCCGUCAUGCCAGGCAAACUCGCAGGUCAACACAGGGUGUGACUCUCACAGACUUGAAGGAGGCUCAGAUGAGCUACAGCCUGUCUCAUCAAGAUAGAGAGAAGGAGGAAGAAAGCACUCUGGGCCACAGACCUGCCCCCUGUCUGAGAAGAGGCUUCGCAGAUGAGACAGGAGAUCAGAGUAGCCUGACUGAGUCCAAAGAAACAUCUGAGUUCACUCUAAACUGGAGCCAAAUGGACAAGGUAACCAGAAAUCGCAUCUGA